Messenger RNA from Rhagoletis zephyria (snowberry fruit fly), 778 nucleotides. Its product is annotated as UPF0430 protein CG31712-like. The record is from RefSeq and is a predicted model, not a curated record. NCBI's taxonomy places the organism in Eukaryota, Metazoa, Arthropoda, Insecta, Diptera, Tephritidae.
UUUACUCGUAUCCUUUCAUAUCUAUUCAUUGACAUGCCCUUUAUUUAUAUGUUAUCCAGUUAAAUAAGUUAAUAGUAAAAGCAAAUAUUUUUAAAGCAAGCAUUGUAAAUAUAAACGAAAUCGGGACAUAAACUUUACUUCAGGAACUUUUAGUGGUUAUUCGUUUUCAUGUAAUACGUUCUAAAUAUGAACCGAUUCGUACUUUAUAUACGGGUUUUUCAAAUAUUUCAACUCCUGUGCCACAUAUCGGUUUAACUUAUCUUUCUUAUUGCAUUGUCAUUGGGUUUUGAGUCAACUGUGAAAUUUCAAGUCACUAGGUCAUUAGGAGAGCAAGUUAAAUAAAAGCUUGUAAAAAUAUGGGGAAUUCACGGUCAUCACGAAGCCCUUCUAAGCGUCAUCACCAUAAAAGCAAACACAAAAAACAUGGCAGACAACGCGAUGUUCGCAAAAGUUCUGUUCUUGAUGAACGAAAUGAACGCCAAUCCCGAAGCAAUAAUUUUGUAAAAAAAAAAACAUCUUGUGGCUCAACUGGUCCUAGUGAGUUUCAAAGUGAUGACCGCGGAUCUAGGAAACAUUCCCCUACUGUUAACAGUUCUAGUGAUAGUCAGCAAUCUAAUGACUGCAACGAUCUUGAUAAAAAUCUUAAACGUCGCAAACAAAUUGAUGCUGUUCGAGCUGCAGAUGUUUUCAUCCAACGUCGCCAGCAACAGAAGGAACAGCGGGUGAGUUUUCAUAUUGCGAAGUGUAAAACAAGUCUAGGAACAAGGGAACAAAUGCA